Molecule: messenger RNA, 1964 nt
Organism: Paramecium pentaurelia
Lineage: Eukaryota; Ciliophora; Oligohymenophorea; Peniculida; Parameciidae
Source: the annotation of a GenBank genome assembly
AUGUUUACAAAAAUUUUAUACAAAUUUUCUUAAACACCACUACUUACAAUUUCAUUAAUAGGUAGAUCUUCUGUUGGUAAAUCAUCACUCUUUAAUAAAUUGUAAACAGGUGAAAAUGUAGCUAUAACAUCAAAUCAAAAAAACAUAACAAGAGAUAGAAAAGAAGUAAAAAAUCAAAAAUAUUAUUUGAGGCUAUAUCUGAAAUCUUUCCACUUCCUAUUAGAUUUGUUGAUACUGCAGGAAUUGAGAAUGUAGCUUUAAAGAAGAUUCUAAAUCCAUUAUAAUAGAAGAUGUUAAUGCAGACUAUCAAUGCAAUUGAGUAUUCUGACAUAGCUUUAUUUGUUGUGGAUGCUAAAGCUGGUUUAACAAAUAUAGAUCAUUAAAUUGCUAGAUGGUUAAAAAAAACACUCUAAUUAACUAAUCCUGAUCCUAAAUUAGUUAAUGAAUUGAAGGAAUUGGAAAUCAAAACUAAUCUUAAAAAAGCUAUAUUAGUAGCAAAUAAAUGUGAAAAUGAUGUUAUUUUUGAAACUGAUAUUGAUUCAUAACUUAAAAGAAUGGGACUUGGUAAUCCUAUAUAUGUUUCAGCUGUUGAUGGAACUGGAUUCUAAGAUCUUCUUACUAAAAUCUCUGAAAACAUACCUUAAGCUGCAUUUGAAGAGCAUUAAGAAAGAAAAUUAAAACGGAAGGAAAAAUAUAAAGAAAUUAAAGAAAAAUGUAGAUAAGAAAUGGAAGAAGUUAUUUAAUAAUAAUAAAUUGAGUUUGACAUGAAAAUUUGGGUAUUUUAUCAUUAUUAUUAAUAUUAAUUAGGAAAAAGAAUUUGAUCUAGCCAAUCCUAAUCCUGAAGACAAUAGUGAUCUUGAUGAUGAAAAUAUUGCUAAUCCAAUCUAUACUAAAUCACCUAUUCAAGAAAAGUAAGGAGUUUCAAAAGAAAAUCUAUAAUUAAGAAAUCCAAUCAUGCUUUCUAUUAUGGGAAGAUAGAAUGUUGGAAAGUCUAGUCUAGUCAAUACAUUAUUAGGAGGUAUAGAUUAUUCUUAAUUUUAGAGGAUAGAGUUAUUGCUGAUCCAACUCCAGGAACAACUAGAGAUCCUAUAUCCACAUAUUGGGUUUAUAAAGGAUAAAAAAUUUAAUUAGUAGAUACUGCUGGUAUUGAACCUAAACCAAAGAUUUAAACUGAUUUAGACUUAUAAAUUAUUGCAAAAACAAGAUCUACUUUGAGAUUUUCUAAUGUUGUUGUUUUAUUAAUAGAUUCAUUAGGAGCAUUUAGAGAAGUAGAUUUAGAACUAGCAUAAGAGAUUGUUAAAUAAGGUAGAGGAUUAAUAAUAGCUGUAAAUAAAUGGGAUAUGGUUGAUAAUGAUUAUAAAGCAAAAAUAGUUAAAUAUUUGAAGGGUUAAUUGGAAAAGAAUCUUGGAGAAGUACCAAAUUGUAAAUUAAUUACAAUAAGUGCUGAAAAGAAAAUUAAUAUUGAUCUUUUAAUGGAUUAAGUUAUAUAAGUUUAUGAUAAAUGGAAUACUAGAGUACUCUAUUUUUUUAAUCAUUCUAUUUAGGUUUCUACUGGACUAUUAAAUGAUUGGCUUAAUAAAUUUAAGAAGAUUUAAAGUUUACCUUCUGAAGAUGGUGAUAAAUUAAAAAUUAGAUUUAUUGCAUAAAUUAAAGUGAGACCACCAACUUUUGCAUUAUUUAUUAAUUAAGGUUCUUUGUUCAAAAGUAUUCAUUAAUAAAUUAUAUAUUUUAGAUAGUUAUUUAAAGUUUUUGAGAAAGAAAUUAAGUGAAGAGUUUGAUAUAUCAGGAGUUCCAAUAAGAUUGGUUUUAAGAGAUAUAGCAUAUGCUAAAGAAAAGAAAACUUUAGAGAGAGAUAAUGAAAUGACAGUUGCAGAUUUGUUAUUAAAAAGAAGGAGAAUUGCUCGAUUAGCUAAAUAGAAAUUAGAAAAAUUGAAAUAGAAAUCUCAAGCGAAUAAAUAAUGAUU